This is a messenger RNA of Papilio xuthus (Asian swallowtail), 2901 nucleotides long. RefSeq names its product leucine-rich repeat-containing protein 47. Gene Ontology annotation, biological process: phenylalanyl-tRNA aminoacylation. Bases 116 to 1696 code for a protein of 526 amino acids. Gene Ontology annotation, molecular function: phenylalanine-tRNA ligase activity; RNA binding; protein binding. The record is from RefSeq and is a predicted model, not a curated record. The transcript has 6 exons. Lineage: Eukaryota; Metazoa; Arthropoda; Insecta; Lepidoptera; Papilionidae.
ACUUUUUUUCAUUAUUUAAUUUUGAAUUGGCCAACACGACGUGGUUUUUGUUAAAAAUUACUUUAUUCGAUUUUUCCUCUUUUAAACAAGUGUACAUUAAUAGCAGUGUUUCAUCAUGGGUGUGUGGCUAGAGGUAACGACUGCAAAAGCUGAAAAUAGACACGAAAUAAAAUUGGCGGGUGCCGCAAUCUCGAAGCGGAUUUCUGAAGAGGGUUUAGAUAAAACUGUCUUUCAAUUAACAAAUUUGAACCUUUUAAAUAUAAGCGAUACAUGCCUUACAUCAAUACCAGACGAUAUUAAAUUGUUAGUUAAUCUACAAUCACUUCUAUUGUUUGGUAAUAAACUUCAAGAUUUUAACGAAAACAUAACCUCAUUACCGAAAUUAAAGGUGUUAGAUUUAUCACGUAAUCAAAUAACAAAGAUUCCUGAUAGUCUUAACAAAAUGAAGGAAUUGAUGAAUAUAAAUUUGAGUUCAAACCAGAUUGAUACGAUGCCUAGUUUCGGUGAUUUUCCGAAUUUGAUAUCUGUUGAUAUCUCAAAUAACAAACUACCGAGUUUUUUGGACAUUGAAAAUGCGAAUAUGCCACAUUUAACUGAUUUAAAGCUAAAAGGGAAUUGUAUAGAAAUUUUACCUAGCCAUGUGGCCCGUGUUUUGCCUGGACUGAAAAACUUUGAUAUUGGCGAUAAUCAAAUUAAAAUGAUUCCUGGUGAACUCGCCAAUUUAGGAAAAUUAAAAGAACUAAAUUUGAAAGGUAACAAACUAUCAGACAAACGUCUCAUGAAGUUAGUCGACCAAUGCCGUACAAAACAAAUCCUUGACUACAUCCGUGAACAUUGUCCCAAAUCCGAACAAACACAACAAACAAGCAAAGGUAAAGGAAAGAAAGGGAAGAAGCAAGAGGAACCUCCUCCAGAAGAUAUUGAAGAACUCUGUCACUCAAUGAAAAUAUUGCAUGUCGAAGAUGACACCGUACGAGUUAAGAUAAUUGAAUCGGAAGUUGCAAACAUACGUCCAUACAUACUGUGCUGUAUUAUAAAUAAUAUCAAUUUAACGGAUGAAUUAUUUAAGAAAUUCAUACAAUUACAGACUAAAUUACAUGAUACUGUUUGUGAUAAACGAAACGUAGCGACCAUAGCUACACAUGAUAUGUGUAAAGUAGCACCGGGAGAUCUAAUCUACACAGCAAAGCCUCCUAAAGUACUAAAACUCACGCCAUUAUCGAGAUCUCGACCAUUCAGCGGAGAACAGCUGUUCCAGCAGUUAGCAGCAGAAGCUGAAGCUCUUAGGAAGGAGAAGAAGAGAAAUGUUUACACUGGAAUACAUAAGUAUUUAUAUUUAUUAGAAGGCAAACAUAAGUAUCCAUGCCUUGAAGAUGCUAGCGGAAAAGUAAUCAGUUUCCCACCCAUAACAAACUCUGAGGAUACAAAGAUGUCAAGCAGCACAAAGACGAUGCUAGUAGAGGUGACGUCACACGCGUCUCUCUCAGCCUGCAAGACGGUCAUGGACAAGCUGUUGCAGGAAUGUCUGUUGCUAGGCAUCGGAGACGAGGGAGAAGAUGAUGGUUACCACACACUAUCUGUACAACAGGUAAAGAUUGUGGAUACAGAAGGUAAUUUGAAGAGUGUGUACCCAUCGCGAACGGACUGCGUGUACGAAGGCACUAAUAUUAAAGUGUACCGUAUGCCAAAGAAAUAAAGUACAUAAUUGAAUUACAUAAUCUGACAAUUGUAAUUAAUGAUUUCGGAAUAGGAAAUUCCGACCAGCAGGAUUGGACUAAGUGUAUUCGCCCCGAAGCGAUUCCCUUUAUGAAAUCGAACUCCAAAAAUGUAUGGAACUGACGCGUGACAAUCACGUGACUUAUCAAAAGUUAUUUUCACUUGUAUACAUUUUAAGUUUGUUAUGGAAUCGCUUAGUAGCGAAUGCAAUUUGUCUAACCCCGCAGCAAAUAUCUGACAAUCUUAAUUUGGUUAAAUUCAAUCUUUUCCACUGCCAAAAUGUGUUUCACAGGUUAUGUGCUUUUGUACAAAUAUGUUGGCAAUGGAAACACCAAAAAUGUUGCAAUUAAAAUAAUUAAAUCAUAAUCAAUCUGAUUUACCAAUAUGAAAAAAAAAAUGAAAAAUGAUUUAUUGUUUAAACAAAAAUACAUACUAACAUUUGUGCCGGGACUUCCAUUUAAGCAUUCAUAACGGGCUUGUGAUUGGAAGUCCCGCUCUUCCGUGUCACAUAAACAAUAUCAAUGGUACCUUCUUAAUCUAUAUAUUAUAUAAAGACAAAAUAUUCUUUUUAAUAUUUGUCAUAUAAACGUGAUUUUCUAUUAAUGUUCUAUUUUAAUUUUUGUAAGUUUUUUAAAUGCUUUUUUUCUCUUAAUAUAAAUGUGAAUAAGUCAUUUAUUGACAUUAUUUGUAUGUUGUCAAACAACAUAAAAUCAAUAGUGAAGUUUGAAGAUUUCAAGCUAAAACCAGGAAAAUGUAAAGUACAAAAUGUAUAAUUCAUCUUCUAUAAGGUUUGUGUUUUUUUUUGUUAACAUAUUUUUUCCUAGGUGUUAAGCUCUGCGCAUUGAAACCAACAACGCUUGAAAUGUCAACUAAUAUCUACUUAUAACACUUUUUAAAAAUAACUCAACAUAUAUUUUCAUAAUUAUAAUUUGUAUGUUAAACUGAAACUUAGGUUUACAGUUAAAUCUUACCAGAAUUUGAUGUCUAUUUGAUUGAUUAUCGUGUUAUAUUAAAACUUUGAAUUGCGUUAAAAAAAAAUUAAAACAAAAUAGCAGCUUUUCAUUAUCUAUGAUAACCGUCAGUAUUGAUUUGCUGCCACUAUUAAUGUUAAAUUUUUAUCUGUGAUGUAAGUUUUGAAAACUCGCUAUCGCCUGAUUUUGCGUUUAUCUUAAAAUAAGAAAAAGU